Messenger RNA from Seminavis robusta, 375 nucleotides. NCBI's taxonomy places the organism in Eukaryota, Bacillariophyta, Bacillariophyceae, Naviculales, Naviculaceae. The record is from the annotation of a GenBank genome assembly.
AUGCUCUGCGAACCUGAAGUAAACUAUGGCUGGGAUCUUGACGUAGUCGUUGUUGCCAGGCAACAGAUCCUAGACCAGCAGCGCAUCGGAAGCAGCCACCAGCAGUCCAAACAGACGGUCGGAAGCCUUGUGCUACUCCCUGUGUUGGGAGGGGAGGUUGAGUUGCGCCACGGCCAGUACGGACUCGUGAAGGCAACAAAGGCAAGGACCAAUCCACCAAGUUUGUUCCUCUUCCCACUGACGCUACUUGAGGUAGGCCACGAUGCACUCGCCGAACUCCAAGAGCGCGUAAAAUGCCGACAUCCUUCGUCUCCGGUGAGCAAGGAUGGUAAUGUUGGCGUUGUGGUUCUCGCCGAUGUUGUCGGUUGCUCUUGA